Fonsecaea monophora is the source of this 2115-nucleotide messenger RNA. RefSeq lists its product as hypothetical. The coding region runs from base 1 to 2115 and encodes 704 amino acids. The transcript is spliced from 6 exons. The record is from RefSeq and is a predicted model, not a curated record. Gene Ontology annotation, cellular component: nucleus. NCBI's taxonomy places the organism in Eukaryota, Fungi, Ascomycota, Eurotiomycetes, Chaetothyriales, Herpotrichiellaceae. Gene Ontology annotation, molecular function: DNA-binding transcription factor activity, RNA polymerase II-specific; transcription cis-regulatory region binding. Gene Ontology annotation, biological process: regulation of DNA-templated transcription.
AUGGACACACCACAGGACGGCGAAGACUCCCAGUUCAACUCGGCACCCGAGGGCCGGGGUUGGAUUGCGAAAGAGAACAAGCUUGACGAGUUGGUCAAUGUGCUCCGGAAUCAGAGCCAUCAUCGUCCAGGAGCCGGGGACUUUGAUACGGCCACUUCAGAUUCCAGUCCAGCCUUUGACACCGAGGACCUCGACGCAGACCAUGAACGACGCCAUGACACAGUCGCGCAUAGUCACACCCGGGACAGCAGGAGCAGGAACAGGAUACAUCCCCCACCCAUCGCUCAGGGUGCAGAUCGCGCCAUCCCGACCGACAAGUCGUCUUCACUCACAUUCAACUAUCCUAUCCAUCCGGUGUGCGAGUCCCAUACCGCCACCCUCAUGUCCAGGAGGGGCACUCAUAUCCUACCAGCCUUCUACUCGGUCACUCCAGCCGAGGCAGAGCAGUGUCUGGGCGUAUUCCGCAGCCAACAUCUCGAGUUCAUGCCCUUCGUGCACCUCCCCCCGACCGUGACCGCCAGCCAGCUCCGAGAGACACGACCCUUUCUCUGGUACAACAUCAUGACGGUGGCGACGCCGGUCACGUCGCUCCAGCUGGCGUGGAGUGAAGCGAUCCAGAAGAAACUCGCCCAGGACAUGUUUGUGGAGAAUGAGAGGAGCGUAGACUUGUUGCUGGGCUUGCUGGUCUAUCUGUCCUGGUCACAUUUCUACAAGAAGAGAGGACCAAAUAUAUCUCUGCUCUGCUCGCUGGCCAUGUCGCUCGUCUUUGACUUGGGACUGAACAAGGCUUCGCGCGAAGGUCCUGGAGGGGACGGAAAGACCAUGGACGAAUGUCGCGCCGUGCUUGCGUGCUUCUGUAUAACCAGCCAAAUCUCCUUGACCAUGAAGAGAAUCGACGGCCUAAACUGGACGCCCUGCAUGGAGCGAUGUCUGGAAACGCUGGCGACACAGCCCGAGUGGCAUCUCGACGGCGUCCUCGUGGCCCAAGUACGUCUGCAGCUGCUCUUGGACGACAUCAAUCGCAACUCGUGGUCUUUGUCUGCACCCUCAUCGUCGUUGUCGCUAUUCUUGUCUUCAUCUUCUCAUACGACCGCGGCGGCGACGGCGACUGGACCUUCGGCGUUUUGUGUAUCUGCUAUUCUCGCGCAGAUUCGGGCUAUCGAGAAGGAAUUGACACCGGAUCUCAAGAAUAAUCAAGCAACGCUAACCAGGAGCAACGCCGAACGUCGUGGCACUGUAGAUAUCCUCCUGGCCCAGCUCCGCUACACAGAGCUGAUCACGCACGAGACCAUGAUCCAGCUGACCGGACCCACCAAUACUAACAUUAACACCAAGCCCGACCACCGCCGCCAUCAAGCCCGGAGAGAUCUUGUCGCGUGCCUCGGCGGGUUCUUCGACGCCCUCUUCGCCCUUCCCGCCACGGCCUACGCGGGCAUGUCCUUCCCCUUCUGGUGCCAGCUAGGCCAUUGCCUGCUGACUCUCCACGGCGUCGUGACCGUAGAAAGGGGUCUACUUUGGGACGGGGGCGGGGACGGGGACAAUCGCAUCGACCUGCUCAACAUCUGCGACCGCCUCAUCAGCAGUCUGGACGAGGUCUCCUCGCAGAGAAAACUCCUCGCAGCGUACACGAGCCACAGCACCGGCAUCGGCUACGGCGAUGGGGACGGAGAUUGUAAUUCUGGCGCUGGGCCCGGCGCCGACGUGGACACGUUCACCCUCAGCGGCCGCAUGAUCCGGUCCAUGAAGGCAGUGUGGACGCGGGAGCUGGCGGCAAUGACGGCGGACGUAUCAGCCAGCACUACCACCACCACUAGCAACAACAGUCGAGGAGGAGGAGGAGGAGGAGGAGGAGGAGGUCAGAGGAAUGACAACGUCGACUGCGAGACGGCUAUACCGACGUCUACAACAACAGCAACAACAACAACAACAUUCGAGACAGCCGGUCUUGACCCCGACCACAUGACUUCAUGGGUAGACGAUGAUGACGGUAGCAGUCUCGGACGCGCAUUCCUGACGGCAGAAGCAGAGUCGUCAUCGUCGUUCUUUAGUCCCCUGUUCAUGGACGAGUCGUGGUUUGUGGAUCGGGACAUGGCGAGUGCGUUUUCGUGGAGUUGA